AUAAUGUGACAGUAUUUAUAACCUAAACAAGGUUGAUAUAAAAUACUGUACCUGUAAUUUAAUUUAUUUAAAUUAUUUACCUAUAAAGGCUAUCAUUCUUGUUCAGAUAAAAUUUAUGUACAUAAUAAAUAUUUGGUAUCUUUGACAUCAAAUAUUGGUUAAUAAAUAUCAUCUAUAAGUCAGAUAAUUGUCAAAAAGUUCAUAGUUCAAGGUGUGCAAAGUAUGUUCUAAUACUCUGAACAUCUCACAAAUGUUUCACACAGUUGGUUUAACCAUAGAAAACAGAAUGAGCGAAGCCAAAAAGUUAUAUGAAUCUUUAAGUUUGGUGGGUUCUGUCUCCCUAGCAGUAUCAUUGCCAUGGAUCAUAUUUAGAAUAUGCAAAGCUUUGUACUUACAGAAGGGUCUAAAUGAGUUAUUUGGAAAGGUGGUGGUUAUUACUGGCGCAAGUUCAGGAUUAGGAGAAGCUCUAGCCCAUGAAUUUUACAAGAAAGGCUGCCAAGUAGUAUUAUGCGCGAGGAGAAGACAAGAAUUAGAACGAGUUAGAACAGAUUUGUUACAUUCACAUAGUACUGUACAGACACACCCUCCUAUUAUUAUCCCUCUUGACUUAGCAGACAUUGAUAACUUGCAAGAACAAGUAAAGAAGAUAUUAUCAAUCACAGGAAAAAUAGACAUACUAAUUAAUAAUGGUGGAGUAUCUCAUAGAGGUAAUGCGCUCUCCACCCAUGUUGAUGUUGAUAUGAAGAUUAUGACAGUUAAUUAUUUUGGAACUAUUGCUUUAACAAAAGCUGUUCUCGUGGACAUGGACAAAAGAAAAGAUGGACAAAUUGUUUUUGUUAGUUCUGUGCAAGGAUUAAUAGGUCUUCCUGAAAGAUCUGCCUAUAGUGCUUCAAAACAUGCAUUACAAGCUUUCAGUGAUAGUUUAAGAGCAGAAAUGACAGCCAGUAAUAUUUCCGUAACAGUUGUUAGCCCUGGUUACAUCAAAACUAACCUAUCAUUGAAUGCUUUAACAGGAUCUGGGGCCAGCCAUGGAGAAAUGGACAGCAACACUGAGAACGGAUAUUCCCCUGAAUAUGUCGCAAAAACGAUUUUAAAAGCUGUAGCUGAAAAGAAGAAGGAAAUUAUAGUUGCACCGCUGCUUCCCCGGGUAGCGAUAUUCCUGAGGAAUUUUUUGCCUUCAGUUUUUUUCUUAGUCAUGGCCAAGAGGGCGAAAAAGUCUAGUUUAAAACAAUAGUUUGCUAUUUGAAGUAAAAUCUGUAGGUAAAUAUGGAAUUUAUACAAGCAGCAUUUUGAAAUUUGUGUAGGUAUUUACUAAAUACGCUAUUUUUAAGAGUAAUAGAAAUUGAUUUUCUUUUACCAUCACGUUUGGAUUAUGUUAUUUGAAUCAAGCUUUAUGACAAUAUUUAUUUAAAAAAUUGCAUGAUAUUGGACAAGAAAAUAUAACAUCGUUCCUUAAUAUUGAAAAUAUUGUGAAAUAUUUUGUGAUAUACUGUUAAAACAAUAUUUGACAGUUUGUAACUAUUUUGGUAUUACUGGAAUAAUUUUUGUUGUUAGACAAAUUUUUAGUGUGAUAGAAGACCUUUUUAAUUAUAUUUUUGUCUCUACUGUAUUUAUUUACAAUUUGUUAAUUAGAUAAACACUAACACUAACACAAACUAACUACUCACUAUGGUUUGUUUUUAAACCAGGAGGAGUAAACUAAAAAGACAGAUUCACACCCAAGAAAGUUACUAGAAAAAUCACCAAAUACAUCUUCUUUUUUGGUAGAUCAUGUCGGCCUUCGACGGUAAUCCAUAAAAUACUAUAUUAUACUAAUACGUCGCUAAAGAGUUCUAAAAACAACUUUUUUUUAUAUAAAAGCAAACUAAAAAUCUAAAAAUUAAAGGAAUAACGCAGAAAACACAAAAAAUUGCUGACAUAACUUAAUUAACCUAUGACAUGCCAACAGUGUCAAAAUUUCAUAACAGUGGAGUAAAGUUGCCUGAGGUUGGACCAAUUACAAACAAGAAUUACACUCGGUAAAUUUGAAUUACUCCUCCUGGUUUAAAAAUAGACCACCAAUGGUACACAUGUAUAGUCCGUAGUUCGUACAUUAUAAAUACCGUUGCACGUCAUCCGCGUCAUAACAAGUGACAUCACAAUCACAUGAUGCCAACACGAAAUAUUUAAGUCAUAGGCAUGUUCCUUUUUAGAAUCGUUUAGCCGAGUACUCUGGAAUUACAUCCACUAGACAUAUUUUAUUAUAUACGCGUUGAAAUAAUAUUGGAAGAUUUUUAUUAAUGUAAAUUUAAAGAAACCUACAAUAAUUUGUUUCAUUUGAUUUGAAUAAGUGGAAUAUAAAGCAUUUUAUAAAGGUUACUUGUUCGAGUUACACUCUAAUUGCGAGCGAAGCAAAGUGACAUUUUGGCAUACAUUGGUAACACUUAUUUGACAGUUGCGGUGUUGACACUUCAGAUUUGUUUUUAUUAUUUACUAUAAGUAUUUGUUUUAUCAAAAAUGAAUAACCAUUUUCAAUUUCGUUGCAAAACGAAAAUACAGCCGAACCAUAUUCUAGUCCAAUCAGAGUGCAGCAAGCACCUCUACCGGUUUCGAAACUUAUUAGUCUCCCUAUUAGCUUUUCUCCCUAUUAAUGACUAAAUUAAUUUUUUUUCCUUACUUUGGACUUGUGUCCUAAAAAAAUGUGUUCCGGACAUCAAGGCACCGAUCUAAAUCGGUGUCUCGCUGUCCAGACCGUGUGUGCUCGGUCACUCAGCCGGCGAAUUAACAAAAUAAAUUUUGUUCUCCUCGACGGCUGAGCGCCCGAAAGGUGUGGCCAUCAAGCCCACGUCUGUCGGUACGUGACCUCGAUGCUCACAUUCCGCGGCUAUGGUCCAUUUGACCUACCUGAAGGGUACUUAGUGCCUGAAGGGCGACAUUUGUCUUUCGAUAUCAUGUGGCUAUCUUAAUUUUUCAUUCUUAAGGGUUUCCUCUAUAUCCAGCUAACUGCUGUUUUCGUUUUGCAACGAAAUUGAAAAAUGGUUAUUUAUUUUUGAUUUAUAUUUACUCUGAUUGGAGUACGAAGGGAACCAUUCUCGUUGGAACUUUACCGCGCUGAACAGAUGGGGCGUGAAUUGUAAAUUGUAGAAUUCCCUCAUCUUCCUUAGUCUCAGCAUCCGUAUGGCUUGCAAAUUGUAGAAGCCUCGGAGGUGUAACCAGAGAAGGUUCCCAUUGUUUUCAUUCUGGUGGGAUGUAGAAUAGCAUUAUGUUGUUUUAUAUGCCAUUAGAGUGAAAACUUAGUCUAUUUGUUUUAUAUUUAUUGUUUUUAUUAUUUUCUUUAACGUAAGAUUAUAACUUAAUUCUUGUUUUCUAUUUCUAAUGUUUUUAUAUAUUUACAUUGCAUAUUAAUUUGUUUUGUUGUAUAAUCCACUUCCGCAAUAAUUUUAUAUUUGAUUUAAAAUGAAUUCAGGAAUUUUUUGUAAUUGGGCAACAAUGUCAACUUAGAUCUCUGACGUAGAUAAUGACGUGCAACGGUAUUUAUAAUGUACGAACUAUAUAAGUCUAUUGCCUUUUACAACUAGUUAUUAAAUAGUUUCACUUUAAAAAAUAGUUUCACAAAUGUUAGAUUUUAUAUUUUCCACUAGUAGAUCAUACGUGACUUUUUGUAAUUUUACAUGUCUAAUCUAGUCGUUUUAUCUAUUAAAGGUUUGAUACAAA
Molecule: messenger RNA, 3693 nt
Organism: Diabrotica virgifera virgifera (western corn rootworm)
Lineage: Eukaryota; Metazoa; Arthropoda; Insecta; Coleoptera; Chrysomelidae
Product: dehydrogenase/reductase SDR family protein 7-like
Exons: 3
Coding region: 251-1234 (327 amino acids)
Cellular component (GO): membrane
Molecular function (GO): oxidoreductase activity
Source: RefSeq, a predicted model, not a curated record